This is a messenger RNA of Rhinopithecus roxellana (golden snub-nosed monkey), 2279 nucleotides long. It is a transcript of the gene RGS19, whose product is annotated as regulator of G protein signaling 19. The record is from RefSeq and is a predicted model, not a curated record. The coding region runs from base 971 to 1624 and encodes 217 amino acids. The transcript is spliced from 7 exons. NCBI's taxonomy places the organism in Eukaryota, Metazoa, Chordata, Mammalia, Primates, Cercopithecidae.
GGACAGCGGCCCUGCCCCUCCCGGCCCGGGGCCGGGGACCGUGCGAGGCGGGAGCUUCGGGAGCCGGCGCACGGGACUCGAACCCCAAGGACUCCCGCCGCCAGGUCCACGUGGACCCUGGGCCGCAGUGGAACUGGAGCCCGCCCCCCGCGCUUGGGGGAGGGGGCGCUGCAGCCGGGUUCCCCUUUUUCUGGAGCUCAAAGCCUGGGGAAGUGAUUGCUUAAAGGUGGGGGCCGGAAGAACCCAGGUUUCCGCGUCUCCCUCCCCCCCGCCAGCCCGGUGAGGAGGGGCCGGGGCGGGACACCCUGUCCGCCCCUGCCCCCACCCCGCUGGAUCUGGCAGCCACUCAGCCCUUCGAGCUGUAGGGGAGGCGCUGCGCCCCCGGCCCCAGCCGAUCGGGGGCUCCUGGCGCUAGCCUCCCUCCAGAGCACCGCAGGAGUCCCUCCUGCCGUCUGACUUGAGUCCCUGCUGCUGCAGUGCACGCCCCUUCGGCAGCCAGGGUGGGGCCCAGACCCAACCUGGCCCCUCCUGCCCCUACCCCGCCUUUGGGUCGCUGGUCUAACCUGCUGCCCCUGGCUGAGAACCCUGGGACGCGCAGACAGACCUGGACUCUUGGUGGGAGCUGCUCUGCCCACUCCCCAGCCUAGACGCCCCAGAAGCAAGUCUGGCCAUCACCCGCACGCACAGUUGGUAGCCCCAGACUCUCGGGGCCCCUUUGGGAGGGGCUGGGAGCCGGAAACCGAGAAAGAGGAACCCAGGCUUCCGGCUUCCCAGGGAGUGAGCGGAUGGGGGUGUCUCGGAACCUCCUGUGGGGGCCUCAUCUGGGGCCCAGCCUGGGAGGAGGAGCCGGAAGCUGCUGCAGCCCCCUCCUCAAUGACCCUGGACCCCCUCCCAGCCCUGCUACCCCCAGGCUGUGGUGAGGGUCUGAGAGCUGGCACCACGGAGCCUGGGCAACCUCCUCCGCCCACCCAUGCCCACCCCGCAUGAGGCUGAGAAGCAGAACACAGGGCCAGAGGAGGCGGACCGGCCCCCUUCAAUGUCCAGUCAUGAUGCAGCCCCUCCAGCGGCCCCCAGCCGUAACCCCUGCUGCCUAUGCUGGUGCUGCUGCUGUAGCUGCUCCUGGAACCAAGAGCGGCGGCGCGCAUGGCAGGCCUCCCGGGAGAGCAAGCUGCAGCCCCUCCCCAGCUGUGAAGUAUGUGCCACACCAAGUCCUGAGGAGGUGCAGAGCUGGGCCCAGUCUUUUGACAAGCUGAUGCACAGCCCGGCGGGACGCAGCGUGUUCCGGGCAUUCCUGCGGACAGAGUACAGCGAGGAGAACAUGCUCUUCUGGCUGGCCUGUGAGGAGCUGAAGGCCGAGGCCAACCAGCACGUGGUGGACGAGAAGGCGAGGCUCAUCUACGAAGACUACGUGUCCAUCCUGUCCCCCAAGGAGGUGAGCCUGGACUCCCGUGUGCGGGAGGGCAUCAACAAGAAGAUGCAGGAGCCGUCCGCACACACGUUUGACGACGCACAGCUGCAGAUCUACACGCUCAUGCACCGGGACUCCUACCCACGCUUCCUCAGCUCUCCCACCUACCGUGCCCUGCUGCUGCAGGGGCCGUCACAGUCCUCCUCCGAGGCCUAGGCCGCCCCCAGCAGCACAGACCCCACCGCCUCCUGUGGCCGACUCUGGGUUCCCUUCAGGUGUUGGCUGUCGGGGCACACGCCUGCGGGCCCAGCCUGGCCGGCUGGGGUCCCCACCCGUGGAGACGGUCCUAGACCCAGUGGGGAGUGCUGUGCCUCCUGGCUCUGCCCACCCGUGGCCAAGCAGGAACUCCAGGUGCAGGGCGGGCCAGAAGCCCCCUCAUCGGCCCGCAGCUGGCUGGCCCAGUGCUCCUGGUGGGGGCUCUUGCAUGGUGAGAGUAGGGACCCCCCCAGGAGCCAUGCUGGACCCAGGAGCCUCGUUGGGGCCUCUUCCCCAGGCAGCUGACGGGCCCCGGACAAGCCUUGGUGGGGGGCAGAACCUCUGCAUCAUGUAGUUCUAUGACAUAAGGAGACCUCCUACUUGAGCUGUCUGUACCCCAGAAUCAAACCCAGAACCUCAGAACCAGAUGUAGGACCUCAGAAUCCUGCACUCAAGGUGGCAGGACCCAAUUUCUGUUUUAUAUGUUCAUGAACUUUAAACCUGGAAACAUGUCCUUACUAGGUGUUUUAUCAAAAAAAAGUUUUCAUAUUUAUCUCUAUCCCUAACCCCCCCAAAAAUAGGAUGUCUUAUUAUUGAAGAUAUUUUUAAAGCAAAA